AAAAUUCAAAAUUAUAAUAUGCGUGUUGCCCGCGUGCAGAGGCUGGACGACUUUAAUCGGUUAAAAAGUCACAAAGUCUAUGAUACAUUCUACAACUGAAUCAGCAGUAAACCACAACGGCGGAAUUGGGCUAGAGAAUGACGUCUACAGUGGUAGAUCAACAACAGCUGAUUACUUUCGUUCGAAAACAAUGCCCAGGAGGACCGGAACGUCAACCAUAAUGGACGACUACAACUACGGUAACGGUAACGACGGCGAAGCGAACGCCACGACAGUCGUCGUUGGUCACCGACAGUGGCCCGAGUCGUCGGCGGACAUCGUCGAGUACGAUUCGUCAGCGGUUGCAGACUCGCCGACGCCGCAGCAACAGCAACAAUUUUUACUACCUCAUAAUCAGCCACAGCAACAUCAUCAGCACCUGCAGCAGCAGAAUCCCGGUGCCACGGUGUCUGCGUACGAUCCGAAUUCCGGCGCCGGCCAUCGCUCCACUCAAGUCAAUCACAACUUAUCGGCUGGCGGUAAGUCCAUGGCUAAGUGGAAGACUCGCGCCCUGUAUAUGUUUCUCGCUUGUCUGCUGGCCGUCGUCGUCGUUAAUCUUACGCUCACCCUCUGGUUCAUCCGUGUUACGCAGUUCACAUCGGAGGGYAUGGGAUCAAUGAAGAUCACACAUGGCGGCCUCCGGUUGUCCGGCCGGACAUUGGUCACCAAUCGGCUGGUAGCGUCGGCGAUACGCUCUCGGACCGGACGUCCGCUUCUCAUCGAGUCCACUGCUAACGUCACGCUGAUUNNNNUUAAUAAUAAUAACGAUUUAUUUUUGAUCCUUUGUAUAGCUAAAGAUGGUUUGGAGUGUGCACAAGCGAGCAUGUUCAGAGUGACUGAUACACGUGGUGAGACCCUGUUCUCGGCAGACCGGAGUAAGGUGAUAGUCGGUGCCCAAGAACUUCGAGUCACGGGUUCAGGCGGUGCCGUGUUUCAAGGCAGCGUCCAAACGCCUAUGGUUCGAGCCGAUUCUCGACACGAUUUAAGGUUGGAGUCAGCGUCUCGGAGACUAGAGUUGAGUGGUCCCCAAGGAGUGACUAUUGAGUCCAGGGCCGGUGACAUAACUGUAUCGUGUCUGAUGGACGUCAAAUUGCAGUCGAUAGCAGGAGCGAUACAAAUUGACGCGGCCAAGGUGUUCCUGAAGGGUCUGAAAACGGCCAAGACCRUGUCUCCGGUCAACUUGGCAGCGGCGGCGCCUGCGACAUCUGGUGGUGGAGACGAUAGUGGUGGUGUUAAGUCGACCGGUCAGCAGAAUUCCAUUGGCGGCUCAAAAAAAAGGGGUGCCGAGGACAAGUUGCCCAGCGUGUACCAGCUGUGCGUGUGCGGUAACGGCAAGGUGUUCAUGUCGCCGCCAGACGGACAAUGCGCGGCCGACAACGAGAGCCUGGUAUGCCGGUGAACGGCCGGUACGUACCGCAGGUAGCAAUAUAAUACCGCGGUCACGGUUUCGGCCCGAGUCGUGCGCGACAGGAAAGUUGUCAACCGCAUACACUGUGACCGCAACUAUUAAAAUAUUAUCAUUGAUGCACGUAAUGUUAUUAUU
Diuraphis noxia (Russian wheat aphid) is the source of this 1582-nucleotide messenger RNA. RefSeq names its product sarcoglycan delta (gene Scgdelta). Gene Ontology annotation, cellular component: membrane; sarcoglycan complex. The record is from RefSeq and is a predicted model, not a curated record. NCBI's taxonomy places the organism in Eukaryota, Metazoa, Arthropoda, Insecta, Hemiptera, Aphididae. Gene Ontology annotation, biological process: heart contraction.